This is a messenger RNA of Yamadazyma jaroonii, 702 nucleotides long. NCBI's taxonomy places the organism in Eukaryota, Fungi, Ascomycota, Pichiomycetes, Serinales, Debaryomycetaceae. The record is from the annotation of a GenBank genome assembly.
AUGGUUUUUGGUUUUGGUAAAGAUAAAGACGACGAUAAAAGAGAUAACGAUUCUUAUGGAUCAAGAAAUGAUGACGAUUCAUAUGGAUCCAAUUCAAGAAAAAACGAUUCUUAUGGAUCAAGAAAUGACGAUGAUUCAUAUGGUUCAUCCAAGAAAGAUUCCUAUGGAUCCUCAAGAAAUGACAAUGAUUCUUACGGUUCAGGUAACUCCGAUUCCUAUGGUGUAAAGACCGAUUCAUACAGCUCAACCGAUUCUUAUGGAUCUUCAAGAAAUGAUGAUUCUUAUGGUUCAUCAAACAAAGAUUCUUAUGGUUCAUCAAACAAAGACUCAUAUGGUUCAUCAAACAGUGAUUCUUAUGGAUCCUCAAACAAAGAUUCUUACGGAUCUUCAAGAAACGAUGACUCUUACGGCUCAUCAAACAGUGAUUCUUACGGCUCAUCAAACAGUGAUUCUUACGGCUCAUCAAGAAACAAUGAUUCUUAUGGUUCUUCAAGAAACGAUGAUUCCUACGGUUCUUCAAGAAAUGAUGACUCCUACGGUUCAUCAAACAAAGGUUCCUAUGGUUCCUCAAGAAAUGAUGAUUCUUAUGGUUCAUCAAACAGUGAUUCUUACGGAUCCAGAAAUAGUGAUUCCUAUGGAUCUUCAAGAAAUGAUGAUUCUUAUGGAUCUAGAAACGACAGAAACGACCGUUCCGAUUAUUAG